CUGUUUCUUGAUGGGAUUGUUAGAGAACACAGGAAUAAUUCAGAUUUGGUCAAGAUUCCAGUCCACUGUUUCUUUUAAAAGUAUUCAUUUAAUAAUGUCUUUUAUAUGUUAUCCAAAUAUGAACAUAAAGAUAAAAGUGAAGUUUAGUAGUCCCAACCCUUCCCUUCCUUUGUAAAGACAGUUUUAAAAUAAUUGUUCUCCCUCUAGUAUUUGCUGAAUUUGUCCUGUGAUACACGGCACAUGAGUGUAUCUCUUGAGCCUGGGACUUUGAGACCAGUCUGGGCAAGAAGUAAGCAAGCAAGAGAGGGAGUUGAGAGCAUACAUGAUUUACCAUCUCGUCCAUGACAUAGAGCACACAUGAGCUACCACCUCAUUGGCUCAGGUAAUGUAGCGCUGAGUCAUCAAGCGUACUGUGAAAGGAGCAAAGUAACUUUUCUAACUGAACAUUCUAAAAAAGUAAAGACUGUUAAUGCAUUGGAUUCCCAAGUUUGUUUUCAAGCAAUGUUUCUCAGGACAGUGUAAGUUUAAUUUUGGAAACUCAAUCUCUCCCUCCUAUUCUUGUUGACAAGCCUGACCUGGUAGUCCUACCUCAGGCCUCCCAAGUAUUGGCAUUACAGUGAGCUGUGCACUUUUCACUAAAGGCGAUACAGCUGUAGGUAGCUGUGUAGAUGGAAAGGGCAGGAGUUGGGAAAGCCACUUUCUAACUGGUACCUAAUGUGGUUGUGCUCUCCAGUACCACAGCAACUGUACAACCAGCCCAGGUCACUUGCCCACAGUCACAGGUAGUAAAACUAGUCUGACAACAGAAGAGAGGGUUUGUUAGCACAGAUAAAGUAUAAUGUCAUCAGGUGAAGACUCAUCCUCUCUGCUUAUAGAGAGAAAGAUGGCCACAGGACAGAAGUAUGUAAUUUUCUCACUUUGCUUAGAAUUCAAAUGAAAACAAAGAAACCUUAAAACUUUUUAGUCACCUUGUUUCUGUCUCGGAUAAACGGGCCCUUGAAAGCCCAUUAAGUGAAAUUGGGUUUUAGAGAGCUGUGUCUUUACCUCAUCUUUUGAUUUGAUUGAGAAGAACCAAAGUGAUCAGGGAUGAGAAAAGCUGGCAACUCAACUUGAAAGCACAGAAAAUGUGGGCAGUGGUGGCGCAUGCCUUUAAUCAGGAGGUAGAGAUGGGUGGAUCUCUGAGUUCAAGGCCAGUCUGGUCUACAGAGUGAGUUCCAGGACAGCCAGGGCUAUACACAAACUAUGUCUUAGGGGGAAAAGGGACAGGAGAGAUGGCUUACUGGUUAAGAGCACUGGCUGUUCUUCCAGAGGACCUGGGUUCAAUUCCUAGCACCCACAUGACAGCUCAUGCCUUCCUGUAACUCCAGUUCCAGGGGAUCCGACACACUCACAUAGACAAACAUGCAGGAAAACGGUAAUGCACAUAAAAUAUUAAAAAAAUAAAGCACAGAGUGUCUUCCUAAGCUACCAGCCAUGAAAUGGUCAAGUUGAAGGUGAGGUAAGGGCUGUUUAUUCUUUUUUUGUUUGUUUGUUUUUUGGUUUUUCGAGACAGGGUUUCUCUGUGUAGCUUUGGAGCCUGUCCUGGAACUCACUCUGUAGCCCAGACUGGCCUCGAACUCACAAAGAUCCGCCUGCCUCUGCCUCCUGAUUAAAGGCAGUGCUGGGAUUAAAGGUGUGUGCCACCACCGCCCAGCAGAGCUGUUUAUUUUAGCAUAAUUCAAAGAUUGAGCCAUUAAAUCACUAAGGGGUUUCUCAAACCACAUCAUGUUUUCUAGAAGUCUUUCCUCAGCCACAAGGGCUUGGUAAAUGUCUGUGGAGACAAUGGUUUUCUGUCCUCAUGAUUUUGUUUGAAAUACAGAUUUAUGUUAGGGUUUCAUGGAGAAUGAUUUCUUCAGUGCUGGAGGCAGAACUCAAGGCCUCACACACAUUAGGCAAGUCCUCUACCCUUGAACCACACGAGUGCUUUUUACUUCCUUGUUUUGUUUUUAGUGGAUUAUAGGAAAGGGAUCUAUCUGAAAUCAUGAGAUAUAUUGACAUUCUGUUUCACUUGCUGUUUCCAUUUUCUACACUGCAUGUCUCCAAGCAACUCACAUUUGCAAACACAGCUAUGGAUACACUAUUUGUCUUGACAAUAGUUACCUUGGAAUUUAGGUCUAGUUUUCUGUCUCCACUUUCCUGUUUCUUAGUCAUAUAUAAUGUAGCAGGUUGAGUUAGAGGGUUUCUAUAAGUCUGUGUUAAUGGUUUGUAGCAUCUAAUGAGAAGCUAGGAAGAAUGAGUAGCCAGGACCUGGUCACUUUGAAUGUGGGAGGGAAGAUAUUCACAACAAGGCUUUCUACCCUAAAGCAAUUCCCUACCUCUCGGUUGGCAGGCAUGUUAGAUGGCAGAGACCAAGACUUCAAGACAGUUGAUGGCCAGAUUUUUGUGGAUAGAGAUGGUGCUCUGUUUAGUUUCAUUUUAGAUUUUCUGAGAAAUCGUGAGCUUCUGUUACCCUCUGACUUUUCAGACUAUCUUAGGCUUCAGAGAGAGGCUCUUUUCUAUGAACUUGAUUCUCUUGCUGAUCUCUUAAGCCAGCACCUGCUACAGUCAAGACCUGCUGUCAUGGAGGUGCAUUUCUUAAACCGAAAUACUCAAGCCUUCUUCCGAGUGUUUGGCUCUUGCAGCAAAACCAUCGAGCUGCUCAUGAGGAGGAUUACAGUGUUUGUAGAGCAGCCUACAGCGCUGGCCUGGAGCAGUAACCCCUUCCCUCCUCAGGUGACUCUACUGGCACUGCCUCCACAAAGACCUUCUCACCAUGACCUGGUUUUCCACUGUGGCUCUGAUGGCACUAUUGAGAACCACGCUGGAGUCAGGUACAUUUCCAUAAAGCCUGAUAACCGAAAAUUGGCGAAUGGAACAAAUGUCUUCGGCUUGCUGAUUGAUACUUUAUUAAAGGAAGGCUUUCAUCUGGUCAGCACUAGAACCCCAGCCUCUGGAGACAAAAGUGAAUGCUAUGUGUUUGAAAGGAUAAAAAGCCCUCAAGUCCUGGGGAUUAAUAAAACACGAAAACCAGAAAAUACCACCAUACCAGCGCUCUCUCAGAAGUGACACUGUUAAAGAGACAGUAAAGGGAAAAUGGUGUUGUUUGGAUUUGCACACCUGGAGCAUGUAUGUCAGUCAGAUUUGUACUCAGUCUGACUUUGGAUGUUCUCUUGUACCUGCCUUCUUGCUGCUGGGCAACCAGGCCCCAGCAGUUCUUAAAGCUGCCCUGCAUGCUCUCAAAACAACACUGCACCAUUGCUUUAGCACUUGGCCCUUCAAAGCCUUUUGACAGGAAAUCUCAUAGCUUCUAAAAAAACGGGCUCUGGACUUGGAUUGUGUCUGACCCUAGUUUAGUCAUUUGUUAGCUAUGUGACUUAAGCAAGGCAUUUAACAUUUCUAUGUUUCAACUUUAUUAACUAGGAACAAAAAGGGCGGGGGUUAAAGGGAACAAAGUUCUUCUGAUGGCCUGGCGUGUGGUAGGCACUCAGUAACUGUUGAUAAUGAUAAUGAUCAUGGGUCACUUAAUUUCAAACCCAUGUCUUCUGAGACCUUGGUUUCUCCCUUGCCCUUCUGUGUAUCUGCAGUGUCAGGGAUUGAACCCUCAUGCAUGCCAAAUGUCCUCUAUGACUAACUUGUACCCCCCAGCAGCUGGCCAUUCUGCACAGACUUAUUUAUAAAACCAUGUUUCCCUCACUUAAUAUAAGUUCUUUGAAAAGUUUCUAAUGCUACUAUAUGUACAAUAUUGUGCUAAACUUAUCAAUCAUACAGUAUCUAAAUUUGGUGAAAAGUUUUGGAAUAACAUUUAAAAUACACAUAACAACUUA
Molecule: messenger RNA, 3842 nt
Organism: Peromyscus californicus insignis
Lineage: Eukaryota; Metazoa; Chordata; Mammalia; Rodentia; Cricetidae
Gene: Kcnrg
Product: potassium channel regulator
Exons: 2
Coding region: 2272-3084 (270 amino acids)
Biological process (GO): negative regulation of delayed rectifier potassium channel activity; protein homooligomerization
Cellular component (GO): endoplasmic reticulum
Molecular function (GO): protein binding
Source: RefSeq, a predicted model, not a curated record